This is a messenger RNA of Jaculus jaculus (lesser Egyptian jerboa), 951 nucleotides long. It is a transcript of the gene Tas2r3, whose product is annotated as taste 2 receptor member 3. Gene Ontology annotation, biological process: G protein-coupled receptor signaling pathway; sensory perception of taste; detection of chemical stimulus involved in sensory perception of bitter taste. Lineage: Eukaryota; Metazoa; Chordata; Mammalia; Rodentia; Dipodidae. Gene Ontology annotation, molecular function: G protein-coupled receptor activity; bitter taste receptor activity. The transcript has a single exon. Bases 1 to 951 code for a protein of 316 amino acids. The record is from RefSeq and is a predicted model, not a curated record. Gene Ontology annotation, cellular component: membrane.
AUGGUGGGACCCGUUGAAGGGGUGUUCCUGAUUCUGAUUGUUGCUCAGUUCAUCCUUGGAAAUCUGGGGAACGUUUUCAUUGUGUUGGUCAAUGGUGGCGGCUGGCUCAAGAGCAAGAAAAUGUCCUUGCCUGACUUCAUCAUUACCUCUGUGGCCCUCUCCAGGAUUAUUCUGCUGUGGAUCAUCCUGAUCGAUGGUCUUCUAAUAGUGUUCUCUUAUGACCAGCACAGUUGGGGAACAGGAAUGCAGCUCAUAGACAUUUUCUGGACAUUUACAAACCAUCUGAGCAUUUGGUUUAUCACCUCGCUUGGUGUUCUCUACUGCCUGAAAAUUUCUAGCUUCUCUCAUCCUGCCUUCCUCUGGCUCAAGUGGAGAGCCUCCCUGGCGGUUGUGUGGAUGUUGCGGGGUUCACUGCUCAUAGCCUGUGCGAGCACCUUGUCUCUGAUGAAUGAAUUUAAGAUCUAUUCUGCCCUCCUGGAAAUCAGUACCACAGGGAAUGUGACAGAACCCUUGGGAUGGGACAGAAGUGAAUACGAUCUGUUCCACGUCCUUGGGAAUCUGUGGAAGCUUCCUGCCUUAAUCCUGUCCCUCGCCGCCUACUUUCUGCUGCUCCUUUCUCUGGGGAGGCACACGCAGCACAUGGGGCACCACGGGGCCGGCACUGGAGACCGGAACACCGAGGCCCACCGGCGAGCCCUCAGAAUCAUCUUCUCCUUCCUCGUGACGCUCCUACUUUACCUCCUUUCCUUUAUAAUCGUGUCAGUCAGCCGUUUCUUACCAUCAGUGAAGAUGGCCAAGAUGAUCGGCGAAGUCAUCUUAAUGCUAUAUCCUUCUGGCCACUCAUUUAUCCUUAUUCUGGGGACCAAGAAGCUGAAGCAGACAUUUGUGGCGAUGCUCCCAUAUGAGUGCGGUCAUCUCAAUUCUGGAUCUGAACAGACUCUUUCUGCGUAG